This is a messenger RNA of Symbiodinium natans, 9159 nucleotides long. Lineage: Eukaryota; Dinophyceae; Suessiales; Symbiodiniaceae. The record is from the annotation of a GenBank genome assembly.
AUGGCCGACUCUGAGUUGGAGAGUGCACUGGCGAAGGAAGGCCUAGCAGCAGAGGUCAUCAAAGUGGCCACGGAAGGGGGCUGGACAGCCUCGGCUUUCAAACAUGUCGUUGAAACCCAGGCAGAAGUUGAGGGAGCCAUCCCCGAGAUCUUCCCAGGUAUAUGCCUCCAAAGCCGAAGAAGAAGCCCGAACGACCAGUGGUGGAAGGAAGAGAUUACAUUCCCUUGGAAGGGGGAGAACCAGACGGGCCAGUGGAGAUCGGGCGAAGGCAGCUGGAGAGACUCUCUGCACUCGCAGCAGAGACGGAAAGGAUCCAACGGCGAGCAAGGGAACGAGCCUUGCAGGAACCAGUUCGGUUUCCAAAGUCAGGAGGGCCACCGCCACCAGCGGGCCCAGAACCAGAGCAAGCUCCAGAGUGUCCACCGCCAGGAGAAGAACGAGCUCCAGAGUGUCCACCUCCGGACCCAAUGCCGAGUGGUACGAAGCUUCCUCUUCACACGCUGGACGGGGAACCCAGCAACGCAGCAGUGGCGGAACACAUCCGCCGGAAUGAGGAAGAGUAUGCUGCAAGACGUGCCGGUGCAAUUCCUUCAGGAGACGAAGCAAGAGCCAGGGAAUCCAAGGAAUUUGCUCGUGGAGUUGCAUACUUUCGAGCCAGGUACGGCCAGCGAAGCCAAAGCAGUGGAACAGCGAGUUCCAGCCGAGACACGGGGCCUGGGACCCUACAACCCAGGACGGGACCUGGGACCCUACAACCCAGGAUGGAAGAUGCGAGAAAUGAGCCAGGGAGCAGUUCCAGAGGACCACCUCCGAAGGAACGACCUGCUGGAAGCAAGGCGCCACCUCCAGAGCCAAAGGGACCACCACCGAAGCGAGGGGGAGCAACGCAAGCCACUACGCUCUACCCGAAUUCUCCUUGGAGGAGAGCAGAAAGGAGGAGAAUGCGAGAAAGGGGCGAGGAGCCAAACCCUGGAAAUGAGGAAGAUGAAUGGGGAGAUUGGUCAGGACGACUACCAGAAGGAGAAAGCAGAGAUCGACUACCAGAAGGAGAAAGCAGAGAUCGACUACCAGGAGGAGAAAACAGAGAUCGACUACCAGGAGGAAUCAAAAUUCUAUGGCCUAUGUACAAACAAGAGCCUCUACUCCGACAAGACUAUGAAUGGAACAAGAGAUCCAUUGGUGAUGUGGAUUUGGACCAGUAUUCCAGGAGCAAAGAACCUCUACGACCCCAAGACUAUGCAAUUCGAUUACAAUGGAGCAAUGGCAAUGAUGCUUAUGCUUGGAGCGCUUGAGCAGAGGGGCACGGAGAGAUCACUUGCGUUCGUGUGCUUGUGUGAGAAAACAACAGAGAGGUUGGAGCAACAAGCAAGCAGUUCGGAUGAUCUGAACCGAAGGAUUGAAAGUGCGACAAAGGCGAUCAAGGCACCAGAUGUUUGGAACCCACAAGCCUCGGGAGAGCAUCCACCGGAUUUUACAACCUGGAAACAUCAGUUUCUGAAUUGGCUAGGUUUUGCCGAUUCGCAGUACUCAGAAGCUCUAAGUAUGAUUGAAAGUCUGGGAGCAACGCCGAUCGAUGUUUCGACUCUCACUACAGUGGAGAGAGAACUUUCGACAAAGCUUUACCACAUACUGACUUCGUAUAUGCGGGGAGCAGCAACGCAACUGUCUCGAAAUAGGAGCAGGGAGCGAUGUGGGUAUCGUCUCUAUCAAAGUUUGCUUUGGGAAUACCAACCAGCCACCAAACAACGAGCUCUAACCCUCAGUCAAGCGAUUGGGAUGUUUCCCAACUUCGAUGGGGGCAAGAGCAUGGUGGAGCAGAUUGGUUCACUGGAAAACCUUGUUCGGGAGUACGAGAUCGCUUCAGGAAAGACCUACGAUCGAGAUUUGUUGAUGGGAGUUUUGCUUCGAUGUUCACCGAGGGCGAUUCGAGACCACCUUACUUUGACAAUGCCCGAAGGAACAAACUACAUGUCAGUGAAGCAAGCGAUUCUUUCAUACGAGCAAAGCAGCAAAACUUGGGAUUACCAGACGGUGUUGAAGCAAAAGACCUUGCAGAACACAGCGAGCAGUUCGAAUGCAGAUCAAGGACCAGCACCAAUGGAAGUGGAUGCAGUGUACGAGAAAGGAGGAGGAAAAGGAAACAAAGGCAACAAAGGAAACAAAGGAGGAAAAGGAUCCUACUCGUGGUCAAGCUUUGGAGCAGGAUUUCGCCAAUGGAGAAAAGGUGGACGAAAAGGAAGCUACAAAGGAGGAAAGAAAGGACGAGGCAAAGGUUUCCACAAAGGAGGAAAGAAAGGCGGAAAGAAAGGUGGAAAGCAUGGCAAAGGAGGAAAGAAAGGUGGAGGAAAGAAGUUGGACAGAGAUGUUUGCCGAUUCUGCAAGCAGCGAGGACAUUGGGGAAACGAGUGUCCAAACCGCAAUGUUCGAGAAGUGCGGGCGAGCGAGGCCAGCACCGAGGUACCCCACUCGACAGUCGAGUCUGUUACUCCGUCGCAGAGUGCGAGCCAAUACAGGAUAAGGAGAGUGAGGAACAUUGAUUUCCAUCACAUUGCGAACACACCACCUGACGGCACAGAGCACUAUGAGCUUAGCGAAGUUUCAGAAGAAGAAGGUGAUUGGUUCACCAGAAGGAUAGAGGUGCAAGGACCAGAGUGCUACUACAUCGGGGAUGAGAGUGAGAACAAACAAGAUCAUGAGAGUGAUGAGCUGUAUCAAUGGUAUGAAAACAGCUUGGAAAGAGUUCAAGGAGGAUUGGGACCUCCAGGAGGAUUGGAACCUCUGAAUCAAGGAGGAUUGGAACCUCUGAGUCAGGGAGGAUCGGAACCUCUCAAUGUGCGAAUGGUCCAGUUGGACACAAAGCAACAUGUGGUGAUCUUGGAUUCAGGAGCAGAUGUGAGUUUGUUACCACGAAGAUUGUCGGAUGCAGGCGUCGAAGUUUCGACCCCAACCUCUCUGAGGUUGCAAGACGCACAAGGGGGUGCGAUGCGAGUUGAAGGUAUGCGGCGAGCAGUUUUGCAGUUCAGUAGCUGCAGUGUGACUGAGGACUUUGUGUUGUCGGACACCAAUAACAUCUUGCUGUCUUUAGGAAGGCUACUCAAAAAUGGAUGGAAGUUUGUGUCAGUGGGAUGCAAACAGCGCCAGGGGGGCGAGACCUGGGGAGAAGAAACCCAGGCGGGGGAACUUGUAUCUCCCGAUGGUAAGGCACGGGUGCCUGUGGAAUACCAGAGGAAUAGCUUGAGAUUGACAGCGGAAGUUAGAGGAGUCGAGCAAGUCAGGGCAGUCAAGGUGACUUUGGCCUAUGACUUUGGUAAAGUCCCAGAGAAGGAUUGGAGCCUUCUACCGAAUGGAACGCCAGUCCAUCGCCAUUUUGGACUUGAGUUUGUAAAGCCGCCGACAGGUACUUGGAAGUACAGGACCACCAUCGUGAAGGUGGGCAACGAAUGGGAAGUGAUUGAAGCAACGGAAUUGCUCGAGCGAAAAUCCGACUUGGAAGAUCGAAUACCGGGAUUGCUUUUUCGAUCAGAAAUUCUCACAUUCUUGCACAGGACACCAGAGUAUCUGGACAAGUGCUUGGUAGAAGAGGUAGCACCAGAAGAAGCACCAAAGGAGGAAGAAAAGAAGAUGGAAGAGGAGCCAGAAUGGUUUGGAAGAGAAAGAGGAGCUCCAGAAGAGUUGCAGGUGCCAGUGCCGAAAGGAGUUGUGAAGCAGCAAGGAAAGGCAGGAGGACACCAAGAGUUGGAACUCGACAUGGGAAGUACUAUUGUGGUGAAUGGAGAGUCACUCACAGCAACGAGUGAGAUUGAGAAGCUGCGAGAAGGUUGUCGGUAUUUGGGUUUGAGCGUCUCAGGGUCAAAGGUGAAGAUGUUCAGGAGACUGUGCAACUACCUCACCGAAGACAGAGAUGAGGACGCAGAAGAAGUUGCAGACAGGCUGAGGAAGCAAAGGCCCAAAGCAAGAACAAGACCCGGAGUGCCCGAACCGACAGAAGCAGAGAUUGAAGAGCAUAUGGCAACCCACAUGCCAAUGCAACCAUGGUGUGAUUUCUGUGCAGCAGCAAAGUCGAAACAGGACCAUACCCCACAAAGCAGUGAAGCAAAGUAUGAAGACCCAGGAAAGCCAGUGAUCCAGAUGGACUUCAUGUACAUGGGUCAGAACAGUGUGAGUCUGAUCAUUCUUGAUUCAUGGACUCGAUUUUCGUGGGCGAUUCCAGUGCCGGGGAAAGCACCGACGAAGAAGUUGGCCGAGAAAGUGGUGAAGUUUUCUCUCGAGAUGAACUACAUUUCCGAAGAAGUUCUGUUUGCGAUUGAUGUGGAGCCAGCGACAACAGCCUUACUGGAUUUGAUUGUAGCAAUACGACAAAAGUUAGGCUACAAGGCUGGAAAGUAUCCAAACAAGCCCUACCACAAAGGAAGAACAGCGAGAGUGGAACGCCACAUUCAGAACCUCAGGAGACAAAGCCUCACGAUGAUUGAAAUGGUCGAGGAUCGGAUUGGGGAAAAGAUUCCUGAAGAUCAUGCUUUACGAGCGUGGGCAAUUCACCACGCAGCAUGGUUGUUCAACAGGUACCACCUACACUCAGGGACGCAGAGUACAGCUUUCCAAUUGGUCUACGGGAGACCAUACCAAGGGCAGAUUUUACCCUUCGGAGAGUAUGUGUUUGGUCUGGCCAAGCCUGGAGGAGUGAAGAAUCGAUCCUUGUGGACAGGAGGAAUAUGGGUUGGAAAGGACGACCGGGACAUGGACGUGAUUACAUCAAAAGAUGGGAUCUUUACGUCAAGAUCUGUGCGGCGCACACAACCAGCGUGGCGCGCACGUGCAAAGAGAAAGAAGGAGGAGAAAAUGAGCCAGAGCCAGCAGGAGAUGAAGCAGGCGGGGGACAAAAGAGAGAAACUGAAGGAGAAGAAAGAGAGGAACCUGCGAAAGCUAGUAAAACAGCAGAUGCUGAGGAGAAAAGCUGAACUUGACAAACUCGCCAACAUGAAGGUUGUGAAGACGAUCAAGAAGGAAGAGUGUUCAGAGGAAGGACACGCAGCAGUGCGAAUGAUGUUUCUUUUUCAUCUCAUCUACAACUGGGAGCUUACAGUUCUUGACAUUCGUGACGCAUUCUUGCAAGUCAAGCAGAAAGCUCUGAUGUAUGCUGAUAUCUCACCGUGGAUUCGAACACUACUUGGUUUGGAUGAAGACCACGUAUGGAAAGUGGAGAAGUGUCUGCCAGGGCAAAGAUCAGCGGCAGAACAAUGGUUUACCCAUUUGGUUGAGAUUUUGAAGCGUUUGGGAUUUGAGCAAUUUGUUGGGAUACCCUCAAUCUUGAAGCACCGAGUGAAGAAGAUUGCAGUGUCGAUUCAUGUCGACGACGAGCUAGUUGCAGGUGCGAAAGGCGAAGGAAGAUGGCUGAUAUGCGAGCUAGAGAAGUUUUUCAAGCUCACAGUUGAGGGACCGUUCCCAUCCCACCGGGGAUCGGGAGAACAGCUUCAUUACCUGAAGAGGACCUAUGAGUUCCUUGAAGAAGGAAUUUUGGUGACAGUGUCGAAGAAGCACUACGAGAAGCUUAAAGGACUCUACAAGCUGGGGAACCGAAAGCCAAGACAAACCCCAGAGCACCAGCUGAUUGGAACAGUGGACAAUUCCAAAGAACUGGAGGAGAACGAGUGCAAGAAGUUUCGUUCAGCGUUGGGAACACUGUUGUACAUUUCUCAAGACCGAUGGGAUUUACAGCAUGUGACGAAGUGUUUGGCAAGUAAGAUGUCGAAGCCAACGGAACAAGCGUUAACCUGUUUGAAACAAGCUUUGCUCUAUGUGCAAGGAACAGAGCAACUGGGAUUCCUACUGAAGUACACAAAGGUUGGAAACAAGAUGAUGGAUGCGAAAGUUACUCGUGGAGAUCCGGAUGGAUUCAAGUGCGGGAAGACAAUGGAUGAUGCGAACAGGAGUCGGAGGAGAUUUCUCAUGUACCAUAUUGGAGCCAUGGUGUGGAAUGGAGAAAGUCAUGAGCGUUAUGGGAAAGAAGAAGCAAUGGAACAUGUGGCAGGUGAAGUUUGCCGAAGCCAAGUUCGAGCACUACGUGCAACUUUGUUGAGUGAGCGAGGAAGCAAGACGGCUAGAGCGAUGUACUUGACAAUGAUGGUGAAUAUGAUUUCUCAGAUUGCAGGACAACCAGACGAUUUUGGAGGACGAGAACGAGAAGAACGAGAAUUUGUUUUCAUCUAUGUGAAGGAAGUGAGUGGAUGGAUUAUUCUUUUCAGUGUGCUACUAGGAGGAAUUUUCGCUUUACUCUUGUUCUACAUGAUCGAGCAGAAGGUGAUCAAAGGACGACAGGAACCACAGGAAGAAGGACCACAGGAACCACAGGAAGAAGGACCACAGGCACCGCAGGAAGAAGGACCACAGGAACCACAGGAAGAAGGACCACAGGAACCGCAGGAAGAAGGACCACAGGAGCCACAGGAAGAAGGACCACAGGAACCGCAGGAAGAAGGACCACAGGCACGGUCGGAGUAUAAAUGGAUAGCUUGGAAACAUCGCAUGACGGAAGAGAAAGCUUCGGAGUUGUUGAUUGCCCGACCCCACAAACAGCCCAAGCUCGAAAUGCUGGGUCUUUCCAGCUUGCUCUUAGAUGAUCCGCCUACAAUCGAAGUGACCGAUGCCAAUAUGGGGAUCAGUGGUAUCCAGCGGAUCUUGGCAGUGCAUGACGUGGCAUUAGCCAUGGUUGGCUCAGCUCACCUUGCCCGCCUCAAAGCCUAUAGCUGCAAGUUUGUCCAACUCGUGUCCCAGCGUUUCGACCCAGCAUCAGGACUGCGUGCACCGACAAUUCUAGAAGCGCAGCAGGCAGAUUGUCGGAUUUGGCAGAGCAUCCACUCUUUGGUCAGUGAGAAAGCCUGGAGCUUGAAUGAUGCGUUGCAUGAGUUCACAGAAAUUAGAGGUGAGCUCAGCACCUUGUUGCAGGCUCGUCCGAAAGCCUUGUUCAUCCCCCGCGGCCCUGAUCUGAAAGGCAAGGGCAAGCAGGUGCAAGCCGUGUUGCUGGAUAUGAUGUCCAGCCUGCAGCUCGGCCAUCCGCGUUACUGUCGGCCUCUUGGCCUCCACGCGUUCUUCCCGCCAGGUGAGACCUGGAAUGCCUUGUGUGUCAGCAGGAAUAUCCUGACGUCCCCGCACAAGGACACAGCAAAUUUGCCGGGGUCGUCAAACUUGACAGUGGGUAUAGGUUCGUACUCGGAUGGAGGUCUUUGGAUAGAGGAUCAAGCAGGUACCGUGCCUCAGUUCAUUCCCAAGCUUGGGGUGACUCUCAUGGGGAAGAUCGUCAGAACGCAUCAUGAGCCAUUUAAGUUCCCAGUGCACCUGUGGCAUUGCACCCAACCAUGGCUUGGUGAUCGCUGGGUGCUGACGGCCUUUACCCUCCCAGGUGCCAUGUCCUGGGAUGAAGCCUGCGUUCAAGGUGCACAGAUCGAACACACCCUUGCCACAGCAUCGGCUUUGGUACCUGUCAAGGCCCUGGACGUUGGACCGUGGGUGAUCCACGAUGGGGCAGGUGUGGCGACGGAUGCAAAUACAUGGGAGGUCCGUGAGCAUCAACCUUUGCAUCUGCAUGCGCUUGAGGCACUUGCCUGUUUUUGUGGUGAUCCGGAUGUGAGUCUUUGCAAAUCCCUUUUGCAAGGCGUCCCUACAGGGUAUAACAACGAUAUCCCGGUGUCAAAUUGUUUUUGGCCGAAUCAGAAGGAGAACCUGGAGGAUGUAUCUCUUUCCAUCCACAUGCAGAAUUGGCGCUCGGCCUCAGUCGAUCCGUCAGUGACUCAGGCUUUGCUGCAGGAGGAAAUUGAUCAGGGGUUUUGCUUCAAGUUUGAUGGCGAUAUUGAAGCUGCUAAAGCUAAAUGGCCGGGUGCACUGGCGAUAGGGAAGUUAUCAGUGGUCCGUGCGCCAAAUCGAUCGGAAAGGUUGGUCUUAGAUAACUCAGUUUGUGGCACGAAUGCAAGUUGCAGUGUUCCGGAAGUCCAGCACAUGCCAUCAGUGAGGGACGUGAUGCACUGUUUUCCCCUUCGGGGCACUCGCUCGCGGCAAGCUGCCAUAUCUCUUGAUGUCAAAAGUGCUCACAAACGCUGUGUUGUCAAGGAGUCAGAGCAAGGUCUCCUAGGUUUCGCUUUUGCAGAUUCCCUGUACUUCUAUCGCGUGGCCCCAUUCGGGGCGGUCUUUGCACAGCAUUGGUGGGGGCGCUUAGGUGAUCACUUGCUGGAGCUGCUCGACGAGCCCCUUGAUGCGUACAACUACGUGUCGAAAGGCAUUGACAUCGGCAGGGAUGCGCGUGGUCGCAGAGAGUUCGCAGCCGAUGGUCGCCUUAGCGUCGCAUGGAUGCGUGGUGACACCGAGAUCAUCUUGAAUCGAGCAUUUUUCAUUGCGUUCUCUUCCAGGCUUUACAUCCUUGACGAGGCGGCCAUGCUCAUCUAUGCCACACAGCAGACGUACUUUGGCCAAAAGUUUCCUUUUUCGAUUCUCAGUGUUGAUGGCGAAAUCUACUCUCCGGAGCCUGCAUCGGUCACCGAGCUUGCCGCCCAAUUGGCAGAGUUUUUCAAAGUCCAACUCAACUUUGCGGGAACGCACGACGACCCAGCACCCACCGAGGUUACUAUGCUGGGGAAUCUUCGCAUCCCGGAAGGGUUUGCCUCAAUGGGCCAAAGGCAGCUCAAUGAAGUCCUACGUGAUACUCGCUUCUACGAUAGGCGUCUUGCCAGGUCCACCUAUGAUCCUGAAUGGGUCAGAGACUCGAUCGUCAUCGGCGUAUGGCGCACAUCGCGGAAAGCCGAAGAGCAAAGCGAUGCCUCCGAGAAUGCGUUCUGCUACUCCAAGACCUCCGGCAUCAAGGCUGGACGAACUCACGCAGCUGCUCGGACGCCCAUUGGCCUCACCUUUCCCUACGACAUCAACGGUGAGGAGAUCAACGGGCAGGAGCCGCGUUUUCCCCGGUAUAGUCGGCUUGAAGGGUAUUACUGGGCAAUGCUUUAUGCACGUGACCAGCACUACAUUCAGGAGGAAGAGGUCGUAAACUGCAUUCCAGCAUUUGGACAGCUCAAUCGAGUGGUCGUCUACGAUUACGAGAACGUGAUCUGGUUCCUCAACGGCUGGGAAAAUCAGGUUGCUGAUCCUUUCACAGGAGAAGUCUCUCGCCGUUACUGA